Molecule: messenger RNA, 273 nt
Organism: Ostertagia ostertagi
Lineage: Eukaryota; Metazoa; Nematoda; Chromadorea; Rhabditida; Trichostrongylidae
Source: the annotation of a GenBank genome assembly
AUGUCGCAAAAUCUGGGCCGAUCUUCACUUAUGGAGAUGGCUACGAAGAAUAUCAGCGAAGCAGGAGAAGAUGAGCAUUUCCAUGACUUCGAGAGUCCCGUCCAAGGUCGUCUCCUGCUUUUUCGGCUGGCUAAACUCCGAGAUAACUCUCGUCUGUGUGACGUGACGCUGGUCGCCGAGGGAACACGGAUAAGCGCCCAUCGAGUCGUUCUUGCUGCAAGUACAGAUUAUUUCGAAGCCAUGUUCGCAAACGAUAUGGCUGAAAGCCGCCUG